Messenger RNA from Tachysurus vachellii, 2111 nucleotides. It is a transcript of the gene chrne, whose product is annotated as cholinergic receptor, nicotinic, epsilon. Lineage: Eukaryota; Metazoa; Chordata; Actinopteri; Siluriformes; Bagridae. Gene Ontology annotation, biological process: regulation of membrane potential; nervous system process; monoatomic ion transmembrane transport. The record is from RefSeq and is a predicted model, not a curated record. Gene Ontology annotation, molecular function: transmembrane signaling receptor activity; acetylcholine-gated monoatomic cation-selective channel activity. The transcript is spliced from 12 exons. The coding region runs from base 147 to 1697 and encodes 516 amino acids. Gene Ontology annotation, cellular component: synapse; postsynaptic membrane; neuron projection.
GUGUGUGAGUGUAACAAGAGCUGAGCUCAACAACAGCUGAAGCUCGGGUGGGGCAAGGAGCCACUCAGACAGAAGUUCUCUUGGUGUUUCUUUCUUACAAAGUAUCACUCUGGCGUGUCGAAGGUGGCGAUCAACUAAUUCUGGUGAUGGCGGCCAGGUCUAUUUGGACUUGUUCGGUUGUGGUUGCGCUUCUGUAUACGGUAUUGCAAGUCAGUGCAAAUGAAGAGUCUGAGGUCAUAGCGCAUAUUUUUAAGAAUUACAAUAAGAACAUCCGUCCAGCGAGGCACCCGGAUGACAAGGUGGAUGUUCAGGUCAAACUCACCCUCACCAACCUGAUCUCCUUGAAUGAGAAAGAGGAGACGCUGACCACCAAUGUAUGGAUUGAGAUCCAAUGGGAAGACUAUCGUCUGUCGUGGAACGCCUCAGAGUACUACAACAUCGGUGUUGUCCGUGUACCCUGCACCUCUGUGUGGCUGCCCGAUAUAGUGCUGGAGAACAACAUCGAUGGAAAAUUUGGUGUGGCAUAUUAUGCGAAUGUACUAAUCUACAGUAGUGGCGGUAUUUACUGGUUACCCCCAGCCAUCUACCGCAGCACCUGCAGUAUAGAGAUCACCUACUUCCCAUUCGACUGGCAAAACUGUACGCUGGUCUUCAGGUCUCAGACAUACAGUGCUAACGAGAUCAACAUUAUCUUGGCCAUCGAUUAUGAGACCAACAAGCCCAUCGAAUGGGUGGAUAUCGACCCCGAGGCCUUCACUGAAAACGGUGAAUGGGCUAUCAAGCAUCGGCCGGCACGCAAACUUAUCAACACACGCUAUUCCCCAGAAGACUUGGAGUACCAGGAGGUCUACUUCAACCUCAUUAUACAGAGGAAACCCCUCUUCUACAUCAUCAACAUGAUUCUGCCCUGCUCACUCAUCUCCUCACUUGUCGUGCUGGCCUAUUUCAUGCCUGCUAAGGCGGGAGGACAGAAGAUAACCGUGUCCAUCUCCGUACUCCUGGCACAGACUGUCUUCCUCUUUCUGAUAGCUCAGAAGAUUCCAGAAACUUCUCUAUCUGUACCUCUUAUCGGAAAGUACCUGAUCUUCGUUAUGUCUGUCACAACGCUCAUUGUCACAAAUUGCAUCAUAGUUCUUAACUACUCCUGCCGGACCCCGAGCACACACUCCAUGUCACACAAACUCAAACAUAUGUUCCUGGAGGUGAUCCCUCGGUUCCUGGGUAUGACCCCGGUGGACGAGGGAGAGGAAGCUGGAGGGAUGGAUGGAGUAAGGGAAAGGAGACGCAGCUCAUUUGGACUGAUGCAGAGGGCGGAAGAGUAUGUUUUGAAGCAGCCAAGGAGCGAGAUGAUGUUCGACAAGCAGAGAGAAAGACACGGGCUUACGCGUUCGUUCGUGGACGCUAUCGAUGUGAGCACCACGGCCAGUCUCUAUAAAAGUUUGGCACAAGCAGCACCAGAGAUUAAAGAGUGUGUGGAUGCCUGCAACUUCAUUGCAGAGAGCACAAGGGAACAGAAUGACAUUGGCUCUGAAAUGGAGAGUUGGGUGCUGAUCGGCAAGAUGAUCGAUAAAGUCUGCUUCUGGGCAGCCAUCUUGCUCUUUUCCAUCGGAACAGUGGCCAUCUUCCUCAUGGGUCAUUUCAACCAGGUGCCUGAGUACCCUUUCCCUGGGGAGAAUAAAAAAUAUGUUCCAGAGUAAAGUCUGAGCUGCUCCUGUCUGCUGUUGGUCUCACAGAAAAAGAGGAACAGAGACGAGGAGAAAGCACAAGCAUUCUGUCUAUCAUAUUAGCAUUUAAUUAUGCUAAUUCUAGAGGUUUUGGAAUGAGUCCAAUUCAGAAAAGCAUACUAACCACCCUACACUGCAAGACCCAUGCAAAAAACAGAAGGUUAUGUCCCAAAGCACAUCCUUCUAAUGAUAUGCCAAAAUAUAUACUCCACCUACUGGAAACAAAAUGGCGUAAAAUUGUCAUGCAGCGUUUUUAAGGUGCAGUAAAUGUCCAAAAGUGUAUAUAAAGCCGAAGAUAUUAAAUCCUUAAAAAAAUGGAAAAUUGUUAUUUACAGUGUGUAUUAUUUAGUGUUGCCAUGCAAUAAAGUUUGUUAGUUAUUUUGUUAA